UUGUCAACUAUUAUUGUCAAAAGUGUGGGUUACGAUGUGAGAUGAAUAAAUUUUGCAUUAAAAGAUAAAAACAAAUUUCUAAUACGUAAAAUGUUGUAAAUUGAAAUUAAUUCAAAUAUUAUGGAAUGGUGGCUGAGAAAUAAUCCUUUUUUCCAAAAGAAUAAUCGAAUUACUAUAAAUCCUGACGAAGAAUGCGAUUCUCAAGCUUGUUAUGAUAGUUUCAAAGGGCAUUGGGAUCAAGCCCUAAAAAUAUUGCAACGAGUACAGCAACUGCCUAGCCAUGAUGAUGUGCUGGGAGUUGUUAUUCAUUUGGAGCAAAUGGUUACAUUAUUAAUUUAUGAUAUGAAAAAAACUGAUCGAUUAUGUUUGACAGUGAAUUCUUCCAAAUGUUUGGAAUAUCUCUUGGUUGAAAAUAUUCUGGAUAAAUUGUUUGAAUGGAGUAUGAAAUGUGGCAAAUACAAAAAUACAGUACGAUGUGAACAAUUAAAACUAUAUGAUACAUUAAUAAGCCAGUCAAGACAUUUGUUGUUAGAGCAAAAUUCUUUUGUUAAGCCUAUGUUGAAGUUAUUAAAUUCUUGUUAUGGCGAAGUAUUUACUAAAGAAGUAGAAAAAAUUUUAGUUGAUCUUUUAAAUCAAAUAAGUACUUUGCUAGUACAACAUCCAGAGUAUAUAAAAUUGUUUUUUGUCAGAGAUAAAAAUGUUAACAGGUUUACUAUUUUUUCUUUACUUGUACCCUUUGUACAUAAAGAAGACUCAAUAGGAAUGAGAGCUAGAGAUGCACUACUCCUUUGCAUAUCACUUUCAAAAAAGGAUAAAGAUGUUGAAAUCUACAUAUCAGAACAUUCAGACUUCUCAGUCCUUGUUGCUUCUGGCCUUGGUGGCUUAUAUUCUGUUUUACCCAAUGUCAUUGAUGAUAUAGGUGUACCUGACUGGCAUUGUUUUACACCCGAUGAUGUCAAUGAGAUAAAAGGUUUGCUGUCAUUUGUGACUUCCUUGGAGUUUAGCAAUGCAAUAGCUCAAGUUGCACAUCCUGUAAUAAGACGGCAACUCCAAGAUUUUUUAUACAAAGGAUUUUUAAUACCAGUAUUAGGCGAGGCAUUGAUGCAAAGUAACAUACAGGAGCAAGUGGCAGCCACAGCAUAUUUGGAACUAAUUAUAAGAACUGUUACUGAACCAGGUCUACUGCAUGCAGUAUUACAGUUUUUAUUGAAAGUUGAAUAUGAUGGGGAAAGGUUGUUAAACAUCUUAAUACAAAGAAUUAACUCUGAAAAACAGUUAUGUUUAGUAUCACUUGCUGUGUUUGAAAGUAUGAUUGAUUUAAACUGCGAAGACUUAUUAUUGGAACUAGUUUUCAAAUAUCUGCAGCCUUGCUUUCAUUUAAUGAUAUCACAAAGGAAAAUGUUACUUCCCUUAGAUCCAUUAUGCCCAAGUUUUGAGAAACUGCUACUUUUAGCUCCAAAUUGUUGUCAAUUAUGUGAUGAUAUUACCAUAGAUGGAAACUUUGUACAGUGGAAUCAUUUUAAACAUAAACAAAGCUUAUAUGGAAAAUACUAUGCAUAUUUAUGUGAUGCUAGGCAUAAGAUUUCGCAAUGUCAAAGAGCAUGCUUAAGUUGGAAUAAUACAUACAAUGGAGAUGAUGAAAUUUCUGGAAAUUCAGAAGAAAAAUCUGAUAGUUUAAUAUCGUUAGAAAGGAGUAGUGGUUAUGAGAGUUUCAGCAUGAAUAUGGAUGACCAAGAAUUUUGGCAAAUAUCUUCAAACAAACCUAAAAGACCAAAUAUCACAUUUACAUUGGAUGACAAUACACAUUUAGAGGAGUCUCCUAGUGCAGGACCAUUCUUAACAAUUUUGUUGGAAAAACUAAGAAAUUUUUUGUCAAAUUCCAUUUACAUUAAUUUACAUUUAACUGGACUAAUAUCCAGACUAGCUGUUUAUCCUCAGAAUUUAUUAAGGGCCUAUCUACUUGACUACAGUUUGGUGCUCCAACCAAAUGUUCCAUCCAUAUUUGAGAUAAUUGGCAUUAUUAAACAGCAAAUAGAUGACUACAUGACUAGGCAGCCAGACAAAGCAGAAUUGAUUAAGUAUGCUCAAGAUGUUUUAGUUGACAGGGAAAUCAUGUUGGUAAAUAUACGAAGGUACCACAUGGAGAAAAAGGCUGUCCCAAAACCACAACCGCAAGAAUCUAAUGAACCGUUUCAGAGGAACGGCCCCAAGAGACGCAGUUUGAAUUUUCCUUCGAUAACUAGUAUAUUUGUAGGGAGGUCAAACCAGAUCGACACAAGUAUACCAGUGGUGACCUCUCCCCAGGAGGUACAAUUUAAUUUAAUUUACCCAAAAUUCAAUGAGGGACAACAUGUGGCUCUUUGUGCGGUACUUCUUGACGAGUGGGUCAAGGAAUUGGCAGCACUUGCUCAAGAACAUACUAUCGCUCAACUUGCCUCCCUUGUAAAUUGAGUUUUAAUUCUUUCUAAAUUCGUCUUUUAUAUUGUGAUCCAUUUUAUACCUUUAUUCUCUUGGUAUUAACUUUGUUAAUUUUUUUUUUCAAUUUUUAUACUCCGACUCACCUUGUAUAUCUGGAAUUUACUUUGCGUGUUUUUCGAAAUUGUUUUCAGAUAUUUUUGUAUAUACUUUAAUUUUUUGAAUAUGUACAUUUUAAAGAGUGAUUUUAACUUAUAUGAGUGAUGUUAUUUAUUAUUAGUAUCCCUUUCUAAUUACCCCCUUACGAUUUUUAAUAGUUUUGUCUUUUGUGCAAUAUUUAUCUAAAUAAAUACAUAAUAUUAUUUAAAAAAAUACAACGGUAAAGCGUAGAUCAAUGAAUUCUAUCUAAAAAACUUGCCUUAAAUAGUAUUGUAGGAAAAUGUUGUGUAUCCAUAUCCAUUAGAGACAAAGUACCAUACAAUCAAAAAAUUUUAAUAUCGAGCUAGCUUUGAAUGUUCACAUCUAAAUACAUUCUGAAGUAGUUUUCCAAAAGAAUUGUCAACGUUCGAAGUUCUCUUGAUAAAAAUGGUAUCAUAUGUAUAUGUUGUGGUAGUUAAAUGUUUUCAAUACAGAUUUGUGAAAAAGAAUUAUAAAAAAAUUGUAACAGAAUAUAAAGUUUCGGAAAAUGUUUUAACUAAAUGGUAAAUGUUCUUUAUUUGUGACACUAUAAUAAUUGUUUCUUGCAUUAAUUUUGCAAAAAAAUAAUAACUGAUAGUAAUGUAAUAAUAUUAAAACAAAAUUGAUUCUCGUCUCUAUCUUACAUUUCGACUAUGAAUAAAAUGAUCUGCAUUUGGGAAUAUGUAUUGAAUGUUGCAAUGAAUGUUUGAAAAUAAAUAUAUUUUUAAAAU
Messenger RNA from Sitophilus oryzae (rice weevil), 3323 nucleotides. Its product is annotated as UPF0518 protein AGAP011705. Lineage: Eukaryota; Metazoa; Arthropoda; Insecta; Coleoptera; Curculionidae. The record is from RefSeq and is a predicted model, not a curated record. The coding region runs from base 121 to 2451 and encodes 776 amino acids. The transcript has 8 exons.